CUGUUGUGUGAACCACAAUACAACUCUUUAUUGUUUCAGACUGUGAAUACAUUUUUCCACUAAAGAAAAAGAAGAAGAGAAUGGCGAGUGAACUAGAGUCUUUGGCAGCUUGUUAUCAGGGCUUUGACCCUAUUGCAUAUUUACAGCAUAACUACACUCCACCACGGGCCGACUUUAAAAGACACGACAGCAUCGUGCCAUGGAAACUAGCACAUCUGCAUCGGGCUUUCACCGAAGGUGAUAUUAGUGGCGGCCUGCUGGUGGACAUUGGUUCAGGUCCCACCCUGUACCAGGUGUUGAGUGGCUGUGAGGUGUUUGACAAGGUGAUCCUCACAGACUUCCUGGAGGUUAACCGGCAGGAGCUGAAGCGCUGGCUCCAGGACAAAGAUGGUUCUAACUUUGACUGGUCACCGUUCCUGAAGCACGUCUGCCAGUUGGAAGGACGAGAUCCCUCAGCAUGGAAGGAAAAAGCUGCAAGGCUACGUCAGGUGGUCAGAGGCAUCUUUCCGGUUGAUGUGCACUCCCCUCAGCCUCUGGCCCCCAGUGUGGUUCCCCCCGGAGGGGCUGACUGCCUGGUAUCCUGCUUCUGCCUGGAGAGCGCCAGCCCUGAUCUGGCGACCUUCUCGACCGCCCUGGGCAACAUCCAGAAGCUCCUGCGGUCGGGCGGCCACCUUCUCCUCAUUGGAACCCUGGAAAUGAGUUACUAUUUAGGAUCAGCUGAUUUGAAGAUCCCCACUUUCCCAGUGACCGAGGCUGAGAUCUGUGCCAGCCUGAAAGACAACGGCUUCACUCUGAUCAGGCUGGAGGUGUUCACGCUCUUUUCUGACAUGAAAGUGGGUGCCGAUGAUGCUGCCGGUGUUUUUUUUGUGAAGGCAAAGAAGAAUUAAAUGCUAAGUGAAUGUGGAUGUGAAAAGGCCCAUAAACACAUGAAAAUACACAUUGAAUUAUGUGCAGUACUACUAAUAAAGGCAUCAUCAUACUGCAUUUGUGUGAUUCCUCAGUUAUUAACACAAAGUCAAAUAUCAUAAAUAACAGGAUUUUUAAAAAAUGUAACUUUAGCAGCUGUAUGUG
Thalassophryne amazonica is the source of this 1071-nucleotide messenger RNA. RefSeq names its product phenylethanolamine N-methyltransferase. Gene Ontology annotation, cellular component: cytosol. The coding region runs from base 81 to 887 and encodes 268 amino acids. The transcript is spliced from 3 exons. NCBI's taxonomy places the organism in Eukaryota, Metazoa, Chordata, Actinopteri, Batrachoidiformes, Batrachoididae. The record is from RefSeq and is a predicted model, not a curated record. Gene Ontology annotation, molecular function: phenylethanolamine N-methyltransferase activity.